Auanema sp. JU1783 is the source of this 1161-nucleotide messenger RNA. Lineage: Eukaryota; Metazoa; Nematoda; Chromadorea; Rhabditida; Rhabditidae. The record is from the annotation of a GenBank genome assembly.
AUGGUGGACAAGAGCAGUAAGAGAAGGAAUAUCAAUGAAAUCAUAAUUCCGGUGCCUGUUCUCAGUGCAUUUUUGAUGUUUUUUCUAAUUUUACAAUUGGUUCUGCUCUUCAUCUUGUUCUCAUCAUUCAACAAGGAUUUUAAUAAUUUUUUGAUAGUCGAACCAUUGAAUGAGCAUGCUAUUCAGCCGCUCAAUUAUAAUUCGUCUUUCCCUAGUGCAGGAGUAAGCUUCAUUCUUCCAAUUAAUUUGAUUGUUUUGCGCAUAAAUGAUUUGCCUGUGCUCAUUCAAGAGAUGACGACAGAGAUUGAGAUAUGUGGACUGCAUACGGGAUUCUUGCUCAUCAAAGAGGAUUAUCUGAUAUCUGGACCUCGCAUUGCUAUCACCUUCUAUCCCCACGUCAAACUGUUUGGAUCAGCAGCACAUUUCAUAAUGACAGAUGUAAUGGAUGUUGCUAUACGUGUAAAGCUGUCAAUGAUGAUAUCCAUAAAUGGAUUUCGAAAAAAAUAUUCAGAAGAUAUACUGUAUAAUGUAUAUAUGAACAUCUCACUCGAAGGCUUUGAGCAGAUUCCUUUUAAGGAUGAUGAUUCGCAUCUGAAGAGAUCAAAGACGAUUCCAUUUCGUAAAAUGCUACUAGACAUCGCUUUUAUCAUAAAAAUUUUCUUCGCUCUUAUCCUUUUUGCUUUCAUAUACAUGAAGCUCAAACACGAAUUAACACCUAGUCCUAUCAAACUGUUUCUUAGUUACACAAAUGGCACAACAAUCACAAAUACAAGCAUCUUGCGAGCCAGUGCAAACGAUCCAUCCAUACAAUCAGAGAUGCUAUUUCAUUUUUCUGUAGAACUUCGACAGCCCAUUAAUCAAACGACUAUUAUUCAAUCUAUUGAAGUGCAUUCAGAAAGUGAUGGCCGAGUAACAAGAAUGACAAACUACAUGAGCAGCUAUCUAUUCAAUGAGACAUCAACUAUCUUUGAUCUAUCUGCACGUCUACGAUUAUCAUUAACAGAGAAUCGUCAAUGUUUUGAUGUGGAUGAGCCGGAUGGCUUUAUUCAAUUUGCUACUCAGAUCUUUAUUAACGUAGGCGAAGGUAAAGCUCAACGUAUUGGAUUUUCGAACAAGCAACACUUCAAAUCGUGCUGCGUUCGCUUUUGCACACCUUUUUAA